Molecule: messenger RNA, 2743 nt
Organism: Juglans microcarpa x Juglans regia
Lineage: Eukaryota; Viridiplantae; Streptophyta; Magnoliopsida; Fagales; Juglandaceae
Product: scarecrow-like protein 34
Exons: 1
Coding region: 218-2503 (761 amino acids)
Biological process (GO): regulation of DNA-templated transcription
Cellular component (GO): nucleus
Molecular function (GO): sequence-specific DNA binding; DNA-binding transcription factor activity
Source: RefSeq, a predicted model, not a curated record
CUUUCUCUUCCAUAUCUGACCCUUCUCUGCUACUAUUAGCCGCGUUGCAGAAAUGGAUAUCUAUAAAGGUUCUUGAUUUUCACUCCCUUCUUUAUUUUUUAUUUCCUUUCGUUCUUCUCUAGCUUCAUCUACUGAUCCUUUUAUUCAUGCUUUAGAUAAACACAUUCUAGUAUAUUAUCUGAUUUAGGUAGUUUACCGUUUAAUUUCUUCUCUGUAUAUGGUUGUGGAUCCAAGCUUUUCUGGAUUACCCUACUUCGUAAAAGAUAUCAUGGUCCCUGGCCAUACGGUCUUACCCAAUUCCAAUUACUCCCGGGACCUUUAUUUCCUCGGAAAUGCAUUUCCUCCACCUGCUCUUCCCCCGGCGGCAGAGCCAUAUGCUCCGUCCGCCGCUGCUGGUAGCUUGAGGCCGACGUCUAUGGGUGCGAGUCCUCCCUCGGACUCGUCCUCGGACGAAAGCGAGUACUCGGAAACGGUUCUCAAGUUCAUGACCCAGAUACUUAUGGAAGAUAACAUAGAGGACAAGCCCUGCAUGUUUUUCGAUCCUUUGGGUCUGCAAAUCACCGAGAAAUCGUUCUAUGAUGCUCUCGGUAAGAAAUAUCCUCCUACUCCCAAUCAAUACAAGCCGCCACCUUAUAUCACUCACAAUCCCGAUACUAAAAACAGGAGUCACAAUGGUCCCAAAAGUAAUUUUACAAACACCGAUCCUCAGUGGCUUGGUCAUCUUGGGGAGUACAACUACUCUUUUUCACAAGCAACUCUCCCUGGUCAGUAUGUUUCCCAGCCCGAUUUGCAGUCCAAUAGGGAGUCACAGCCUUUCGCCAAUCCGUCGAAUGGUGUGUCUACCAUUGGUGAUGGGCUAGAGCUUUUGACUCGGAACUUUUUUACUGAUACUGAAUCUAUGUUGCAAUUUAGGAGAGGGUUAGAAGAAGCUAGUAAGUUCCUUCCUGGGAGUAGUCAGAUGGUUAUUGAUUUGGAGAGAAGCAAUAUAAGACAUGGAUACAACCCUGGAAGUUUCAGCAAGGUGUCACAACAGUGGGAGGGAGAGGGUCAAAAGGUGGAGAAGAGUGAGAGGGGAAAUUUGCUGAUUGUGUCUAGGGGAAGGAAGAAUCAUGAGAGGGAAGAUAUAGGUUUAGAAGAAGGGAGGAUUAAUAAGCAGCCCGCGGUUUCUGCAGAAGAGAACGAAUUAUCCGACUUGUUCGAUAAGGUUUUGCUUUCUACUGAUGCACUUUCUACAUUAGGGAGUGACAAUAAGGUCGAGCAGAAUGAAGCAAGCAGUGCCUCGUAUAGAUAUCAACAGCCACAAGAAGCUAAUGGUGGCAAGAAUCGCACAAAGAAACAGAGAAAGAAGAGGGAUAUAGUUGAUUUGAGGACUCUUUUGAAUCUAUGUGCACAAGCUGUUUCAGCAGGUGACAAUAGAACUGCUAAUGAGUUACUAAAGCAGAUUAGGGAGCACUCAUCCCCUUUCGGUGAUGGGUCUCAGAGGUUGGCCCAUUUCUUUGCUAAUGGCCUUGAGGCACGCUUGGCUGGUACUGGCACUGGAACUCAGAUUUUUUACACAGCUUUAGUCUCUAAGAAGAUCUCAACUUAUGAAAUAAUAAACUCUUAUAAAGUUCAUCUUUCUGUCUGCCCUUUCAAGAGGAUCUCAGUAUUCUUUGCUGACCAAAUGAUUUAUAAAGUAGCAGAGAAAGCAACUAGUCUUCAUAUAAUAGACUUUGGUAUCCAAUAUGGUUUCCAGUGGCCAAUUCUGAUACAGAAACUCUCUAAAAGAUCUGGGGGACCUCCCAAACUACGGAUUACAGGCAUAGAGCUUCCCCAACCUGGAUUCCGACCAACAGAGACACUCGAGGAGACUGGUCGUCGCUUGGGAAAGUAUUGUGAGCGGUUUAAUGUUCCUUUCGAGUACCAUGUCAUUGCAUCACAAAACUGGGAAACUAUCCAAAUUGAGGACCUCAAGAUUGACGGGAAUGAGAUGCUUGCUGUGAACUGUUUGUACCGGUUUAAAAACUUGCUUGAUGAGAUAUUUGAAGUAGAGACCAGUCCUCGGAAUGCAGUUUUGAACUUAAUCAGGAGGAUGAAUCCCAAUAUUUUUGUAUAUUCAGUUUGUAAUGGAGCCUACAAUGCUCCCUUCUUUGUCACAAGGUUCCGAGAGGCACUCUUCCACUUCUCUGCGCUGUAUGACAUAUUUGAAGUUACACUACCCCGGGAAAACAAAGAGAGGUUGUUGUUUGAGAGAGAGUUCUAUGGGAGGGAGGCAAUGAAUGUCAUAGCAUCUGAGGGCUUGGAGAGGGUUGAGCGGCCAGAGACAUACAGGCAGUGGCAAGUCCGGACGAUGAGGGCUGGUUUCAGGCAACUUCCGUUGGACAAGGACAUUGUGAACAUAUUAAGGUCUAAGUUGAAGGAAUGGCACCACAAGGAUUUUGUACUUGAUGAAGACAACCACUGGAUGCUUCAGGGAUGGAAGGGUCGGAUUGUCUAUGCUUCCUCUUGCUGGGUGCCGGCUUAGGAAUCUUGCAAUGGGUGUUUGUGAACAAUCAAGUGCUGAGCUGGUGAUCAUACUUCUAAUUAAGUACUUUGCAAAUGAUAAUUCUCGUACAAUUUUCAAUGUCUUCCUCUCUUGCAAGUUUACCAUGCAACCAUAUCAACAAUUGCGCGUAGUUUUAAAAAAUAUAUAUUUAUAUAAUUUAUAAAUUAUUAUUUGAAGUUAUUGCAUAGACGUUUAUAUAGAGAACCUCAACUUGGUUAU